AUGAAUAAUAUGCCAACGGAGUUGUUUUGGAACUCACACGAGAUCGGACAGAUAGAAGGCUUCUGGUAUUUCGUGGCGGCAAUGGAUGGCACCGCCGCAUUCAGGUCAGGAUUCGAGCCGAGAAACGACGACAUUCUCUUGACAUCCUUCACCAAAACCGGAACCACCUGGCUCAAGGCUGUCUGCUACAACAUCCUCGACAAAGAAGUAGGAGAAGACCUUCUGGCAGAGAAGAACCCACACGAAGUGGUUCCCACCCUCGGAAACACUUUCCUCAAAGACCAAAUCCAACGCAUGUUGCUCAGUUGUUCGUCUCCUCGAUUGCUCCACACUCAUUUGCCUUACAGUUACUUGCCAGAGGCGGUGAGGGAGUCCGGAUGCAAGUUCGUGUACGUGGCUCGUAACCCGAAGGACACGGUGGUGUCGAUGUGGCAUUUCUACAACAAGCUGUUCACCCGUGGUGGUUCUGAGUCGUUCCCCCUGGAGCGAGCGGUGGAAAGCUUCUGCAGCGGGGCUGUGCCUUUCGGGCCUUUUUACGAGCACGUGGUGGGAUACUGGGAAGAGAGCCGGAGACGACCCGAGGAGGUGUUGUUUCUCAAGUACGAGGAUCUGUGCAGGGAGCCCAAAGAGCAGGUCAGGAAGCUCGCUUCGUUUAUGGGGAAGUCGUUUUCCUCGACGUCGACGGCGGGUGGUGAUGAUGAUGAGGUGGUGGUGGAGAAAGUGUUGUGGCGUAGCAGUUUGGGUAGGCUCAAGGAGUUGGAGGUUAACAAGAAUGGUGUACUGGAGCUAGUCCGAGUACCAAAUGCCCACUUCUUCAGGAAAGGAACCGUGGGGGACUGGAAGAACUACUUGACUCCUCGGAUGGCUGAGCGCAUUGACCAACUCACACAAUUCAAGUUGCAAGGAACCGGACUUUCUCUUGAUGAUUAA
Molecule: messenger RNA, 930 nt
Organism: Linum tenue
Lineage: Eukaryota; Viridiplantae; Streptophyta; Magnoliopsida; Malpighiales; Linaceae
Source: the annotation of a GenBank genome assembly